Haplochromis burtoni (Burton's mouthbrooder) is the source of this 2685-nucleotide messenger RNA. It is a transcript of the gene slc6a5, whose product is annotated as solute carrier family 6 member 5. Bases 334 to 2685 code for a protein of 783 amino acids. Gene Ontology annotation, molecular function: glycine:sodium symporter activity. NCBI's taxonomy places the organism in Eukaryota, Metazoa, Chordata, Actinopteri, Cichliformes, Cichlidae. Gene Ontology annotation, biological process: glycine import across plasma membrane; sodium ion transmembrane transport; synaptic transmission, glycinergic. Gene Ontology annotation, cellular component: membrane. The transcript has 16 exons. The record is from RefSeq and is a predicted model, not a curated record.
UGGAAGGCUCUGUCCGGCGCUCACGCAUUCAACGUGCGUAACCAGACAAUUCACGCACGCACACACGCGCCCCCGUCGUCUUGUUCUCCUGUUGUCCCUUUAAAAAUCCGAAUCCAAGGCCAAUGAUUUAUCAAACUCCUAUUAUCAAGAAAAUGUCACAGGAAGGGCACCUUGCUCUGCACUGACGCAAACCCCACUCUUUCCCACGGAGCUAUAGAAAAGCUUUGCAGUUGGUACUUUGCGGAGCUACAACCAGUCCGCUUCUAGUCGUCUCCUCAUCGGGUUUUUUUUCUUUACAGCUGUUUCCAGCCUGCUGGCAGAGCUCUGCAAAAAAUGGAUCUGUCUGACCACAGAGACAUGGCCAAACAACCGGCCAGCGCUCCCACCGGCUACAUCCCUGCGCAGCAGUCCGACGGAGCCGCGGGACUUACAGGAAACAAACCGGACAACACGGCAGCGUGCCCGCCGUCCACUCCUCGCCAUCACCCGGCGCCUCAGCCGCCGCCUCCUUGUAACGAGCGCAACACUUUUUGUCCCGCGGAAAAUAAACCGGGGGAACCGGACAGCAAUAAAGAAUACGGGACGUUUAAAAACACCCCGCCGGCCGUCCCCGGAUCCGUUGCCGUUAAUUCGGCCUUGAGGAAGGAUUCCAUCGGUUCGGCCCGCGGGGGGUCCGCCCAGUACGGCGACCCGCUCCGGGCCACCGCUGAGCAGAACAACACCGCAGGCAACUGGACGUCUAUGAGCCAGACCACCAUCAUACUGGGAACAGAUGGGAACACGUCUGUUCAGCCUGGAACCGUGGCGGGGGUUAACGAAGAUGAUGACGAAGGGGGAGAUGAGAAUAAGGCCAGAGGAAACUGGUCUAAUAAACUGGAUUUUAUUCUGUCCAUGGUUGGCUAUGCAGUGGGACUGGGAAACGUGUGGAGGUUUCCUUAUCUUGCCUUCCAAAACGGGGGAGGAGCUUUUUUGAUCCCCUACCUGACCAUGCUGGGCAUCGCUGGGAUCCCAAUCUUUUUGUUGGAGGUUUCCCUCGGCCAGUUUGCAAGCCAAGGGCCAGUGUCAGUGUGGAAAUGCAUCCCCGCUCUGCAAGGUUGCGGGAUUGCCAUGUUGAUAAUAUCUGUCUUGAUAGCCAUAUACUAUAAUAUUAUAAUGUGCUGGACACUGUACUACCUGUUCGCUUCGUUGAAGGGCUCACUGCCAUGGGCUAACUGUAGGAAUGAGUGGAACACGGUGGAAUGUAAGGACAAAGACAUGCUGCUGUUAGACUCAUGCAUCCUGCGGGACAGAAACAUCACGUCCAUCAAGAACUCCACUUUCUGCACGUUGGCAAACACAGCGGGAAACCUGACAAAGCUGCUAAACAUGAGUAUGGAUGGAAACAAGACAUAUGUCAGCCCCAGCGAGGAAUACUUCAAGUACAAUGUGCUGCACAUUUCCAAAGGGAUUGAAUAUCCAGGAGACAUCCGCUGGCCUCUGGCCGGCUGUCUCUUCUUGGCCUGGCUCAUUGUCUACGCCUCUUUAGCCAAAGGAAUCAAGUCAUCGGGAAAGGUGGUGUAUUUCACCGCCACGUUCCCUUACGUGGUGCUCGUCAUCCUCCUGAUCAGAGGAGUGACCCUCCCCGGUGCGGCUGACGGCAUCCUCUACUUUAUCACACCAAAAUGGGAGAAACUAAAUGAUGCAAAGGUGUGGAAAGACGCUGCCACUCAGAUCUUCUUCUCCCUGUCGGCUGCUUGGGGCGGCCUCAUCACGCUGUCUUCUUACAAUAAGUUCCACAAUAACUGCUACAGGGACACUAUCAUAGUGACAUGCACAAACAGCGCCACCAGUAUAUUUGCUGGGUUUGUCAUCUUCUCUGUCAUUGGUUUUAUGGCACAUGAGUUAAAGGUGCCAAUAGAGAAGGUGGCUGAUGAAGGUCCAGGUAUAGCUUUCGUGGUGUAUCCAGAGGCUCUGACCAGACUUCCCCUGUCUCCUUUCUGGGCAAUCAUCUUUUUCCUUAUGCUCCUGACCCUUGGCCUGGAUACUAUGUUUGCCACCAUCGAGACCAUAGUCACCUCUGUGUCAGAUGAGUACCCCAAAUACCUGAGGAAACACAAGCCGAUCUUCACCCUGGUCUGCUGCGUCUCUUUCUUCAUCCUGGGAUUUCCCAUGAUCACAGAGAGUGGGAUGUACAUGCUCCAGUUGGUGGACACGUUUGCGGCCUCCUAUUCUUUGGUCAUCAUUGCUAUCUUUGAGCUGGUGGGGAUUUCGUACCUCUAUGGCCUACAGAGGUUUUGUGAGGACAUUGAAAUGAUGAUUGGUUUCCAGCCAAACCGAUUCUGGAGACUGUGCUGGGCCUUUGUGACUCCAACCAUUCUGACGGGCAUCCUGGGGCUGAGUCUCUACCAGUGGAAGGUGAUGACAUAUGAGGACUACACCUACCCCACCUGGUCCAUGGUUAUGGGCUGGCUCAUGGUCAUCUGCUCUGUAAUCUGGAUCCCCAUCAUGUUCGUCAUUAAGAUGCACCUGGCCCCCGGCACCAUCAUCGAGCGCCUGAAGCUGGUCUGCUCCCCUCAGCCUGACUGGGGUCCUUUCCUGAUGAAGCACCGUGGAGAACGCUACCAGAACAUGAUCGACCCACUGGGAACCAGCUCCCUGGGCCUCAAGCUGCCCCCCAAGGACUUCCAGCUUGGUUCUUACCAGUAG